This is a messenger RNA of Alnus glutinosa, 682 nucleotides long. Its product is annotated as EG45-like domain containing protein. The record is from RefSeq and is a predicted model, not a curated record. Gene Ontology annotation, cellular component: cell wall; apoplast. Gene Ontology annotation, biological process: systemic acquired resistance. The coding region runs from base 64 to 456 and encodes 130 amino acids. The transcript is spliced from 3 exons. NCBI's taxonomy places the organism in Eukaryota, Viridiplantae, Streptophyta, Magnoliopsida, Fagales, Betulaceae.
AUUAUCCCUGAGUGGCUGAGUGCAGAAGUAAACCUUUCUUCACUAUUCUACAAACAAAACGAGAUGGCAAUCAAAAUCCAUGCUUUCCUUUGCUUGGGCCUUGUCUUAAGCUUUAUGUCUGUGGCUUCUGCCAUUCCAGGAACUGCCACUUACUAUACUGUUUAUGUUCCGUCUGCAUGCUACGGGUAUCAAGACGAAGGCGUUAUGAUAGCGGCGGCUAGCGAUGCCCUGUGGGAAAAUGGGGCUGCAUGCGGCAGAAUGUACACGGUUACGUGCACAGGCGCUACAAACCAAGGAGUAUCACAGCCUUGCAAGCCGGGUGGAGUCACGGUAAAGAUUGUUGAUUAUUGCCCAUCUCCCGGAUGCCAAGCAACCCUUGACCUCUCUCAAGAGGCUUUUUCUGUCAUCGCUGACCCUGCUGCCGGAAAAAUCAACAUCGACUACACCUUAAUUUAGCCUAGCUAGCACAUAUUUAUUGAGGUCUCUCCAUGAAGAGAAUAAGCUGUUUCGAUCUCCAUGAAGGGAAAAUAUAAUAGUAUUUAAUUACAAUUGUGCUAGCUGCAAUAAGAAGCUGAUCAUGGAAAUUGGACAUGUUUCCAUGGAUCAGAAUGAUCUGGCAAUAUAUAUAAUACUUGUAUGUACGUGUUCACAAAAAAUAAUAAUAACAAUACAAACCCUACAA